AUUACUUUAUUAUCAUAAAUAUCUUAUUUAUCCUUUUUUGAAAGCAUCAAGAUGGUUGAUACACUUUAUUGCACCCGUAUUUUGCCAAGCAGACAGUACUUUCCAUGGUAUUAUAAGAUUAAGAGACAACUGAAUGAUAUCCAGCAAAGAUAUGUCGAUCUACAUGAAAAGAUUUACCUUAAAAGUCCUGUUACACCAACUGAAGACAACUGCUUCACUGUGUGUCGUCAGCGUACCAGAUGGUCAACGGUCUUCAACACUUCUAUAGAAAAUGAAUUUGUUCCAAAUGCUGAAAAUCUUAAACUUCAAACCUUCACAACAGACGAGACUUUUAACGAAGUUAACACUGGAGAUGUACUUGUCAUUCCAUUUAAAACGGCCAUGCCUUUGCUAAAACACAACAUUGACCGCCAAAUCAUUAUUGUUGUAACUGAUACAAAAGAGAAUAGAGAUGCCAGUGAGCUAAUUCAGAAUCUCCGCUGCGUCAAAGUCUCGUAUUUGCAGAACCUUAAGAAAGUAGCCAGUCUCACACUUGAAGAAAGUAUGUUCAAACCUAUGAGGUCUUAUGCUGAACGGCUAGACAGUUUUUUGCACAAUAAUCGGAAACACAGGUCUGAAAAGGAUACAGAAAUGUUUCAUCAUUGUAAAGAUUCCGCUGAGCGUGUCUUCUUUGAAAUCAUUGGACUGUUCAAUAGAAGCAGAUUGAAUGAAGACCACAAACCAGAGGUCACAGGGACUCAUCAGCAUAAAGUAGAUGAUAAGGUUUUAAAGGAGUUAUACAGAGUUUGUCCUAAUGUUAAGAGUUGUGGAUAUCGAUAUAGUACUCUCCAGGUGUUUGUCAAUGAUAUGUCCAAUGAGAAGAGUUACAACCGCCUAAUAGAAAAUGUCUUAAAAGCACAUGGAAUUAAUGAUUUUAAAAUCGUGCCAGCAAUUUGUACAUAUCAAUCGUUUCUUGGAGUUGGGGCGAAAGUAUUGCCUACUGGAGAUGUAAAUCGAUAUGGAUCAUUGGGAGGUUUUGCAAAGAAAAACUCACACGACAUGUGUGCAUUGAUUUCAAGGCAUGUUGCCAUCCAAUCUCAAGACAUGCAGGUAUCCUUAACAAGUGAUGAUGGAUCAAUUCAAUCAAAAAUUAUCCCGGAGACUGUGCCCAUUGACUUUCCUGGGCCUCAAUUAGAUAUUUCAGCUACUGAAAUACUUGCAUCGGAUGUUUCCAGAUGCGAUACAAAAUUUAGGUCAGAGGAAGGAAUACGUAUGACUGGAAAAGAUUGCAUUUAUGACGAAACGCACUUAAGUAGUAGACGUGUCCAUAUUUGGGGUGCUGUGAGUACUCCAGGUCUUGGUAUUAUAACUAUGCCUGAAAUUCACGACAUAAAUGAAGAUAAUGCUUAUCUCAUCGUUGAAAACAGAGCAAAUUCAACUACUGUCAUGAGUAAAAAAGGGGACAGUGGUGCAAUGGUAUGUGCUGACGAUGAUUAUGGAUCAGGAGUUGAAGUAAUAUCAAUGCUAAUUGGCGAAGAUACAAAAAACCCUGGGAAGUAUGCAACGUUGAGAAUAGAUAAAGGAUUAAAGCAACUUGAAAAGCAAACGGACUCCAGCUUCCGUUUAUGCAAGGACUGACGACAUGACACUUAGGGUUACGAUAAAAUGUAAUUGAUAAGUAAUCCAGAAAGACAUAAAUGAAACGUAAAAUAAAGGUAAUACAAGUGUAAAUAUCAAAAGACAAAAGUUAUCAUCUAUUCCAAAAUAUGCUGUCAGUAACUUUAUACUUAUGAAAGAAUUUAUACUCUACUUAUGUAUGACGUUAUUUUUAAACAGAAUAUUGAAGACAUUAUAAUUGAAUUAAAAUUAUCGUUAAAUUCUUAUUUUGUGCCUCAAAUGGCAGAGUGUGUGUUCUUGUUUAUCCAAAGUAAACGAUGAUGCUGAUUUUGUUGACAUUAAUUACAAUGUACAAAAGAUUUUUAUAUAUUCUUGUUCUGAAUGAAAACAUUCCUAAAAGCUUAUACCUGAUUCGUAUACAAGUGUAUGUCAAAAAGUGCUGCAAAAGAUAUUUUGUAGAAAGAUCCGAUAAGUGAAACCAUGUUCUUAAAAUAUAGUUGUGGUAAUAAAUCAUGGAGACAAGUAGACCCUCAACAAAGAUGCUCUUAUAUACAAAAUAUUGAUUUGCAUUGCACAGCUCCGUAUGAGUGUUGAAUAGAUUGUUAUGAUAUUGUUAUAAGCAUGGUUGUCAGAUAUAUUUACAGUUACUUAUUUACUUCAUAAAUUUACUUA
Molecule: messenger RNA, 2268 nt
Organism: Ruditapes philippinarum (Manila clam)
Lineage: Eukaryota; Metazoa; Mollusca; Bivalvia; Venerida; Veneridae
Exons: 3
Coding region: 52-1617 (521 amino acids)
Source: RefSeq, a predicted model, not a curated record